Molecule: messenger RNA, 2174 nt
Organism: Dermacentor albipictus
Lineage: Eukaryota; Metazoa; Arthropoda; Arachnida; Ixodida; Ixodidae
Product: solute carrier family 2, facilitated glucose transporter member 8-like
Biological process (GO): transmembrane transport
Cellular component (GO): membrane
Molecular function (GO): transmembrane transporter activity
Source: RefSeq, a predicted model, not a curated record
AUGUCGUCAACGAGCAACCACGCAUCUUUAAAGGAGGGACAACGCAGAGGGGACCACGGCGCUGUCGCCACAAGCCUAUGCCAUGUUCCUGAAGAUCAGCGGAAAGCCAGCCCACAAGUUUCGACCGUGGCUGCACUGGGUGCCGCAGCUGUGAAAGCGCCGCCGAUGGAAGCGGGCACCGCAUCAUCGAUCGCACCCUCCGCCCAGACCGCCGAACCACUUAGCGAGGCUAGAGCGGCUUCUGCUGCGCCAACUGGCCCCACAGAAAUGAACUCAAUCAAGAGCGGUGACCCAGAGAAGGCUGGUGUAGCGCACUGUCGGCCCGUUAUCUCCGCCACUAUGCGGGCUUCUCCGACGAGCGAGUUUACCUGCAGUCGUGCGAAAGCAGCGCACGAAACUUUUGCGAUGGCUUGUGCUCUGCAUGCAGGCGCCUCCGCUACAGACACCUUCGUGUCGAUGCCUGCGCACGUGACCGCUGCUGAAAGCUCAGUUGCUACGCCGGAGGCCAUGGGCGUGUAUUUCAGCUCGGACGCAAUGGGCCAAAGCUUUGCCGUUGAACAGGCGAAAAAGCCCACAUGGGAAGCUCCACACGCGAACAGGGCGACCACAUGUGCCACAGUUCCUGUCGUCGCGGAUGUGCACUUGGCAGCAACUCCGAGCACCGCAACACUGUCUGGCGGUGAAACCGCUGUUAUCGUUGCGCCGGACAAUGUGGGUACAGCGACGGAAGCCCGCAGGCGGCUGUACUUGAGCGUGGCGGUAACCUACUUGGCGGCACUGUCGUUCGGCCUGGCCAUUGCUUACUCGUCGCCAGCGCUUCCGGGCAUACGAAAGGCCAUGGAGUUCAGCGACAGUGACAGCGGCUGGUUCGGCUCCCUUGUUACUCUUGGUGCGGUCAUCGGCGGUUUAAGUGGGGGACGCCAGCUGAGCAAGAUCGGACGGCGCGGCACCCUGAUCGCCUCGUCUCUCUGGUACAUGGGUGGUUGGGCCUGCCUGGCGGUGGCCACUCCCAAGGCGGCGCUGUUCGUCGGCCGCCUGCUCACGGGCGUCGGCACCGGCAUGGUGGCGCUCGCCAUUACCGUCUUCAUAUCGGAGAUCUCGCCCGCCGAGCUGCGCGGCUUGCUCAACACGGGUGCCAACCUGGUACUCUGCUCCGGCACACUGCUCGUAUUCGUGCUGGGCAAGGUUUUUAGCUUCUGGGUGCUUGCCGUCUGCUGCAUGCUGCCGGCGGCCACCAUGAGCGUCUCGCUCCUCUGGUGCCACGAGUCACCCCGCUGGCUGCUCAAGAACGGUUGGAGAGAUCGUGCGGCAGCGGCCCUGCGUUUCUAUGUGGGUCCCUUCGCCGCGGCCGAGCUGGCCGCCAUGGAGCAGGCCGUCGCGCGACGUGGCGGGGACGCGGUGACGAGUUUCACGAUACAAGACCUGACCUCACCGCAUGUCUACCGGUCCAUCUUGUGCGUCCUGCUGGCCAUGAGCAUGCAACAACUGUCGGCCAUAAGCGUGAUCAUCACGUUCGCCCAGGACAUCUUCGAGGAGGCCGGCACGUCCGUGUCGGCGGAAAACGCAGCGAUUGCUGUGGCGGCUAUCCAAGUGGUCAUGGUGGCCGUGGCGACAGUGCUCGCCGAUCGCCUAGGCCGGAAAGUGCUGCUCCUCUUCUCAUCAGCAGUGUCUUCGGUAAGCCUUGCAGUGCUUGGCCUGUCCUUCCACAUCAAAACGGCAGUCGGCGACAAGUUCGUGGAGGCCUUCGGCUGGUUGCCGUUGACCAGCCUCUGCACCUUCUUCGUCGGCUACUCCGUUGGUCUGGGCCCUUUGCCUUGGGUACUGCUGGGCGAGAUGAUCCCGCUGAAGGCCAAGGGAUUCGCGACAGGGGCCUGCACCGCCAUUUUGUUCGCCGAAGGAUUCAUCCUCACUAUAAGCUACAACAGCAUCCGUUCAAUCCUGGGCACUGCGGCGACCUACUGGAUGUUCAGCGCCUCUCUCGCUGUCAGCUUUGUCCUAGUUUUCAUUUUUGUUCCCGAGACAAAAGGAAAGGACUUGGAACAAAUUGAGCGCCUUUUCGGACGCACCAUGUCUUCACCUCUUGGAUCGCUAGUGAAGAGUGACGCUUCUAAUGCUAAAUGAUUGCAUUAAUAUCGCUCUUUUACGUUUUGAAUUGUGAUGUAAAUUCCUCCCAC